UAACUGUCAGUUACCCCGGGAAAUACUGAAUCAGGGGGUGAAAGGGGGUGGGAUGAUGGCAAUAUGCCGCGUGCCAUAAUAAUCGAGUUCUUUUGCGAGUGUUUAAUGCACCAAAUGUAGUGUACAACCGGUCCCACGGUGCAUUGACACGUGUUCAGGAUGAAAACCUGAAGAAAUCUUUACUGGACCUGACAAUUCGUGUGAUUUUUAUUUAUUGACGAUUGGUUUUUUUAUUUUUUUAUAAAAUUAAUUUUGUAAAAUCAAGCCCAUUAAUGCCCCUCCCCCUACAAAUUAAUUAGGCAUUAAUUUAUGGCAUAAAUUGCAAAAUUAAAAUAUUUUUAACUGGAAAUUUCAGGUUCGAUUGAAUAUUUCGAUAUUUUUAGGUAAAUUUUUAUUAAAAAAUCGAUUUUUCUGGCUCGAUGUUAUCAGUUGAGGUAAAUGUGGGUUUCUUGGAAAGUAAUUAUGGGACGGGUUAUACUGGGUGAUAGUAAAUGCCGACAGCGAUGAAUUUUUUUGAGGGAAAAGGGCGUAAGUCUCGUGGAGUUCGUACGAUGCGAUGUUUUUCUGGUUUUGAGCUGCGGUUUUUUUUUUUUAAAUAAUUCUGUUGUUGUUACGCAAGGGUUUGUGGCCGAUAACCCAUUAUCAUAAUUACUGUGCUUAAUUUUCGUGGCCGUGAACGGUUGAGGAAGUCGUUGACGGGCAGUCGUUAACGGAAAGUCGUUUGAAUUCCUUUUAUUGAAUUUACCGGUUCGUGGAAACAAUUCAGUGACGAAGGGAUAAAAUGUGUUUUACCGAUUUUGUUUAUUGUUCAUUUUUUUCGAAUAUUUCGGGAUCUGAAAGUACAAUAAUUAACGGAGAGUUUGCAAAAAUUACAAACAAAGUGAAGUGUAGCUGAUAAUUGUGCAGUGCCACCCCCGUGGAGAAGGGCUACUUCGUCCCCAUUAGUUCUCCAUCGUCACAAAGUUCAGGGUUCCACUCACGCCCCACGACUCCCCCUCGCCCACUCAUAAAACAUCGGGCGCAAGAGACGAUAAAAAAAUUAUUCCGUCACGUUUCUGAGAAUGUGUAGCAAGCGGAAUAUGAAAUCCGGGCGAUAUUAACGGCGUGGAAAAGUUAAUCAGUCCGGAAUCGAGGUGGAGAACAAUGGAAACCCGGGGGUGGAAUUGUUAUUGACAAUUGGAUGACCAGGCGAAGGGAAAAUGUUCUCUGGAUUGAGAGAAUGGCACUCGGAGGUGUUAACGUGCUCUUUCAUCAGCAGUUGGACAGAACCAACUGAUUUCUGCUGGAUAAACUCCCUGGAGCCGACGUCGGCGGAUGAAAAUUCAUCUGGAGGCUCAUCCACCUGGAGCAUGCGGUCUUGCAGUUGUCGAAGCUGACGUCACUGAGCAGUUCUCCAGGAUUCGAGGCCUCCCGAGGUCAUUAGUCCAGGAGUUGAAUGGAAUAUUUUUCCUGAGGUGUAGCUCACCUGUUACCGCUGGGGGGGCCCCCAAUCACCCCAGCGACUCGUCCGGAAAGGGGGAGGAAAAAUAUCUGCGGAAGUGGCGGACUCUCGAGUCACAGGUGACGCUAUCACCCAGUGGAUAUCAGGACGUCGGGUUAAAUAGUGCUCAGCUAUGCAUUAGGAAGGAAGUGAGGUCACCGGACCUUGGCCCACGAUCGGCGGAGGUGCAGCAGGUGGACGUGGACGACACAGGCGGCCCCAGAGGGAGAGGGAGAAAUGAGUCGAAUUCGACGAAGUUAGAGCGCUCGGACGUGUCCGCCAGCGGUCGGGAGCGUCCGUAAGCCGAGCGGCGGUUCGGGAGGCCGAAGUAGUGGCGGGAGGAUUCAAACAGCUCAUUAACUGGUUCUUCAAAGGUGCAGAUGGGCGGAAGACGAGAGGAACUGAGCUGUGAUUUUUCUGAUGGUUCACCGUCGGGAGGAAGCAAAGCUGGCUCAACUACGGCAGGUGCUCUUCUCCUGGGAGGCACCCCAUGGGAGACUAGAUGAGACGGGGGAAAAUAGGGGGGUGUGAAUACAAUAUUUUUCGUUUGUGGACCACCUUGCGACCACUGGUUAGCAUGGGAAAUACUCAACCCCAACUGGUCUCAUUGAUACCAUUGGGCCCGGGCCCAAAUGCUGUUCAUAAUAUGAAUUUCCACGGUUUCGAUGUCACAAGAGUUACAAAUUUUCACAGGAAAUAUUUGUAUUCAAGGACCUGUCGAGUCAUUUUCCCCGCGAACAUCCGAUUUUCGCAGGAUGUUGGGCCCAACCUGGGCCUCAACAACGAAAAAAUUGUAUUUCCACGAAAAUUCCUGAGUUAAUUAUCCCCAUUAAUUUCUGUUAAUAUUUUCAAUGACAUCCCCUCAAUCGGCAAAAACACUUUUCCAUUAGUCCCCGAACCCGGCAAAUGUUAAAGAAUAAUGUGCCCCAUUCCUCAAAAAAAUUUUUUAAUAACCCUUUGCGCUUAAUGAACGCGAAAAAAACCCGGUGACCCCUCGGCUGGGGCCCCGUGGUACCGGCGAGCCAGUGAAUCAAGGGAGACGAGGCAGAAUGAAUAAUAAAGAAAAAGAUAUAACACCGUUGGGCCCAUCAGCAUACGUACGAAACUCAACGAGAGCCACCCAUUGGGGUACCAACAGCAUACACGCUCCAAUGGUGUAUCCCACCGGUAUAUUACCUUGUUACGUUUUUUGCCCGCCAUAUAAUCACGUCCUGCCAUAAUACGCCGCCGUGUAUAUUAUUAUAUUAAGACUCUGGUACGAGGUACGGUGCGCACUCUCGCAAUGAAGUUAAACUGGCCAGCGCACCUUCGCUCACAUGACUCCCUGUUGGGAAUAGCAUGUGUAUUUGUGGACUGUGUCCCGUGGGUCAGAUUUACAUGUAAUGACCCCUUUAAUCGAAUGAUUAUGU
Molecule: messenger RNA, 2889 nt
Organism: Diachasmimorpha longicaudata
Lineage: Eukaryota; Metazoa; Arthropoda; Insecta; Hymenoptera; Braconidae
Exons: 7
Coding region: 1315-1782 (155 amino acids)
Source: RefSeq, a predicted model, not a curated record